CAAAAUCUUUACGCAAAUUUUUGUUAUCACUAACCUUAACUAAUACAAACGUACCCAAAAUUUGGCUAUUCCACAUCAUUCGUACUACAGGCGACAAUGCAACAUACGUCGCUCCUCCUACUGGUACUUCUCUUAAUCGGUAACUCUAUAUUAGUACUAACAGAAGACAAAACUUCGGAAGAUAAGAAAUCGUCAGAAAACAAACAGCAAUCUUCAAAAGAACUUGAAGAUGGACACAAACCUUGCAAGAUCCGAGACGUCGGAGAAGGCAGAAAAGUGUGCGUUUGUAAUUCCGAGUACUGCGAUACAAUUCCAAGACCAAAGAAACCGAGCAAAUCUAAAUUCAUUCUGUACACUUCCAACAAACAAGGUCUACGAUUCCACAAAACCACAGGUCAAUUCAACAAAAAGCACCGCUCGAAAAAGUCUGAAUAUGACAUUCACGUGAAUCCGGAUCAAAAGUUCCAGAAAGUCAUAGGUUGGGGCGGAGCUUUCACAGAUUCGACUGGAAUUAACAUGAAAACUCUGGACAAAAAGGCCCAGGAUUUGAUAAUGAAGUCGUACUUUUCCGAAGAAGGGAUUGAGUACAACGUGUGUCGCGUACCCAUUGGUAGUACCGAUUUUUCUGUAAGGAACUACACUUACGAUGACAGUAAAACACCUGACAAGAAUUUGGAACAUUUCGCGUUGGCUCCAGAGGACUUUGAUUAUAAGAUUCCUUUCAUGAAACAAGCAAUGGAGUUGCGCAAAAACGGGCCUAUUAAGUUUUUUGGUUCCACAUGGACGGCUCCACUGUGGAUGAAAACUAACAAUAAGUACUACGGCAAUGGGUUUAUUAAGAAAGAGUUUUAUCAAACGUGGGCUGACUAUUUCGUGCGGUUUUUGGAAGAGUACUACAAAAAUGGGGUACCGAUAUGGGGCAUAACCACACAAAAUGAGCCCAGUAUGGCUGUUUUAGGACUGAAAGAUCUUCCUACUGUGGGUUGGUCGUCUACCAAUAUGAGUAUAUGGUUAAGAGAAAAUUUAGGUCCGGCUAUAAAAAAAUCAAAAUAUCCAAAUACGGUAAUAAUGGCAUUAGACGACCAGAAGCUAUUUUUACCCUGGUACAUCAAUUCCGUAUUCGAGGACCAAAACGCUAAAAAGUAUGUAGAUGGUAUAGCGAUUCAUUGGUACUUGGGGGUCUUUACACCAUGUAGUGCUUUUAAUAUAACCCACACGAAGUACCCAGACAAAUUCAUUUUAUCGACUGAGGCAUGCAGUGGAUUUCAGACAAGCAGUGGAGUACUUUUGGGUUCGUGGGAGCGUGGGGAAGGGUACUCUAAAGACAUAAUCGAGAAUUUGAACUGUUGGGUCGUCGGAUGGGUCGACUGGAACAUGGUACUCGAUAUGAAGGGUGGUCCAACAACGAUUGCCAAUUUUGUAGAUGCGCCCAUCAUUGUCGACAAGAAAUCGGGCGAAUUUUACAAACAACCCAUGUAUUACCAUCUGGGGCACCAUUCUAAGUUCGUACCAGAAAAUUCUGUUCGAAUAGGGGUCACGCAACGUAUAUGUGGUCGAAUAUGGGUCACUGCUUAUCAAAAACCUGAUCGUGGAAUUGUUGUGGUCAUUCUAAACAAGAAAGAUGAAGACGUCACAAUGAGAAUUGUGGAUAAAACUAUGGGAGUGGCUACCUUGAAAAUCAGCAAAAGAUCUAUAAAUACUGUUUUGUAUUGGUACGAUUGAUUGGCACAUAUUUGUUGUAAUAUGAGUAAAAAUAAAGUAACA
This is a messenger RNA of Zophobas morio, 1764 nucleotides long. Its product is annotated as lysosomal acid glucosylceramidase-like. Gene Ontology annotation, biological process: glucosylceramide catabolic process. The transcript has 6 exons. Gene Ontology annotation, molecular function: glucosylceramidase activity. NCBI's taxonomy places the organism in Eukaryota, Metazoa, Arthropoda, Insecta, Coleoptera, Tenebrionidae. The coding region runs from base 97 to 1722 and encodes 541 amino acids. The record is from RefSeq and is a predicted model, not a curated record.